This is a messenger RNA of Engraulis encrasicolus (European anchovy), 2421 nucleotides long. Its product is annotated as keratinocyte-associated protein 3. The transcript is spliced from 7 exons. Bases 429 to 1100 code for a protein of 223 amino acids. Lineage: Eukaryota; Metazoa; Chordata; Actinopteri; Clupeiformes; Engraulidae. The record is from RefSeq and is a predicted model, not a curated record.
UGUAUUGGGUCAGAAGUGGGCCCUGAACAUUUGUGACAAUUUCGAGUGGGCCCCACAUUGGAAAAGGUUGGGAACCCCUGAUGUAGGCUAUUGCUGAGGAGACGGCUGAACAUGAAUGGAUCCAAACAUCUUGAAAAACCCGCCCUGUGUUUCAUGAACAGACUGAGAUAGAGGACUGCUAGGACCACAGUAGUUUAAGUAUUUAAUUAUUAAUGAAAGCAGAAGGAAGUUGUUGAGCGCAAUUAACACAGGAUGACCUUUGUCUCGCGGGUACCGCCCACUUCCGCCUAACAGGUAAAAUUACGUGACGCCACUGGAGCGCCUGGAUGAGGAAGUGACCGCGCACGAACAGUUACAGUUAAUUUCGCUUUUAUUGGAAGAUUAAAAACCCCAACCAAGUGCCGAAGAGACUGUAUGACGUUUUAAACAUGUGUGGCUUUGAUAAAGAGAGUGGUCCUGGCCGCCUGAUGAAGCAGGGCUUGAUCCUGAUCCUGGUUGGCCAUGUGAACUUCAUCAUGGGGGCCAUAGUGCACGGCAGCAUCCUGCGCCACAUCUCGCGGCCAAAAGGGGGCGACAUCACCACCGAGUACACCGCCGUCAACAUCAUAUCAGUCUCCUCCGGACUACUGAGCAUUGUGUCGGGGAUCGUCGCCAUAUUGGUGUCCAGGAACCUGCCGGUUGCCAAACUGCAUGUCGGCCUGGUGGUGUGUUCCCUCCUCAACGCGCUGCUCUCGGCCGCCUGCUGCGUAGGGCUCCUAUUGGCUAUCAGCGUGACGGUGGGCGGGGAGGGGCGGGACCUGAUGGCCGGCUGCAACUCCAGCGACCUGCCAAUCAACGCCCGCGCACCAAUCACAGUCGACUGCCCCUUCGACACCACCAGGAUAUAUGACACCACUCUGGCCCUGUGGUUCCCGUGUCUGCUGCUGGCUGCCAUGGAAACGGGCCUGUCCGUCUGGUGCCUGGUAGUGGCACUCACGCUGCUGGGGGUGGGGCCCUGCGGACACGCCUACAGGGACCAGCUGGGUGAGGAGGGAGAGUCUCUGGCGAAGACAAAGCGGACGAGGACGAGGACGAGGAUGGCCUCCCCCCCUCUGGCCUAGACGACACACACACACACACACGCGCCUGCCAAGGCCCGGGACGAGAGGAGCGGAAUGAGGGGGAAGGAAAGAGCAUCCUGACUGUUCCGGAAUGUCCAGGCCAGGGGUAACCAGGGUAACCACCCUGGGGUCUGUCCUGUGUUUGUGUGUGUGUGCGUGUGUGUGCGUGUCUGACUGUGUCUGUGUGCGUGUGCGUGUGCACCUCUCCCCAAUUUGAUCUUGGUGCUGGCUGUCAUUGCAGCCUCUCCUCCCCUCCAGAGUGUGUGCGUGUGUGCGUGUGUGCGUGUGUGCGCGCGUGUGCGCGUGUGAUCAUAUCCCCUCCACUUCAGAGUGCCAUGAUGUGUCCGUUAAGAUUUCAAAUUAUUAUAAAACGCCUCAUUUGCUUUAAGUGUUUUUAAAAAUGAUUCAGUUUUGUAUUUUGAAACAGUAGGAUAUGAUGUUAUAUUCAUGUGCUUAAAGUGUUUUUACAAUGAUCAGUUUUGAAUUUAGAAACAAUGGGAUGUUUUAUUCAUAUAAUGAAACAUCUUUUUUUUUUUUACAAUGAUCAGUUUUGUGUUAAGAGACAGUGGGAUAUGAUUAUUAUACAUAUUCAUGUGCUUAAAAUGUUUUUAUAACUAUUAGUUUUGUAUUCAGGAGCUCCUCCUGUGGGAUAUCAUGUUAUAAUAUAAUAUAAUGGUAUUAAUAUUAGAGAUGUACAGGAUCCAAGAUCCGGUUCUGGAUCCGGCAGGAUAAUAGGUUUUUCAGACUAUCCGGAUCCGGCAGGAUCUUGAGCAGUGGAGCCGGUAUCCGGCAGUUACCUAAAAAUCAGGAUCUGGGGCAUCUCUACUUUUUACGUCGCCUAGGCUUUUCAGUCAGUCUUUCACAACCCCAAUUGCUGCAUGGAGUGAAAGGCCUUUGGAAGCGGCAGUUGAAGGCAGUGUGGCAGUAAGCCAAUGAGUCUUAAAAAUAGUUUGCGCCAACGUAAUAAAAAAGCCCCCACGUGUGCGAGUUGGCUAUGCGUUUCAACCCUUUCGUAGGAUCCGGUAUCCGGUUCCGGAUCCGGCAGGAUCUUAAGCAGUGGGUCCGGUAUCCGGCAGGAUCCUAAAAAUCAGGAUCCGGUGCAUCUCUAAUUAUUAUUAAUGUGAUCUGAAUAUUAUGUUAUUAUUAAUGUUAUUAAUAUCAUACUGCACACUACUGUAGGCUCUGGUGGCCUCGUGUGAUAUAAUGUGUAUUAAUACUAAUUUUAUAAUAUAAUAUGAUAUAAUAGUAUUGAUAUUAAUGUGAUCUGAAUGUUAUGUUAAUAUUAAUAUUAUUAAUGUUAUACUGCACACUUCUGUAGGCU